UAAUUAUGCCCAAUAAUACACACAAACACUACUUCACCCAACUCACUUAAAAUUACACUUUUUUCAUUGAAUCAAAUAUAAUUCUUCUUUAUUAAGUCUCCCAACAUCGGAUCAACGUUGUUGUAAAAAUUUCCGGCAAUGGGGAUUUCAUUUAAGGUCUCCAAAACCGGUACAAGGUUUAAGCCCAAACCAAUACAUCCCCAAAACGAAGAAGAAAACGACGUCGCUUUUGAAGCUAAUAAAGAAAGGAAUUCAGUAAAUGAAUCCAAUUCCACAUCUGCUGCUGGAAAGCUCACGGGUGCGGUUGUGCUUGGGAGCAAGGAUAUUACUAGAGUCCCUGAUAAUGAAGUUUCCUUCACAUUGUGCCUUUUCCUGGAUGGAUAUUCUAUUGGGAAGCCCUCUGAGAACCAACAUGGGCAUCAAGCCUCUGAAAAUGUUCCGAAAUUAUUGCAUCCAUAUGAUAGAGCAUCUGAAACUCUCUUUUCAGCAAUUGAGUCUGGACAUCUGCCCGGUGAUAUAUUUGAGGAUAUACCUUGCAAAUAUGUUGAUGGGACCCUAGUCUGCGAGGUGCGAGAUUAUCGGAAGUGCUUCUCUGAAGCUGGACAAAAUAUGCCUUCAGACCCUGGUUGUCCCAUUAUUAACAGAGUAUGUCUAAAAAUGUCACUUGAAAAUGUGGUGAAGGACAUUCCAUUGAUUUCAGAUAGUGCUUGGACAUAUGGUGAUAUGAUGGAAGUCGAAUCCCGGAUAUUAAGAGCCCUACAACCACAACUUUGCUUAGACCCCGCCCCAAAGUUAGACAGGCUCUGCAACAACCAAGCUUCCUCAAAGUUAACAUUGGGUAUAAGCAAUCUAAGGAGGAGAAGACUAAGGCAGCAUCCAGAUGUAAUUUCCACGUCUAAUGAUAAGAUCCAUGGGAAAAAUGUUUGCAUAGAUAGAGUGCCAGAAAGUUCGAGGUCAUCAGACACUGGACAGCUUCUGCUGCAGCCUGCUCAUGAGAAUCUGAAUCGACAAAAUAAUGGACCAACCAAUAUGUUGGCACUAAGAAGUAACAGUUUUGGGUCUGAGACCUCUAUUCCAGCAUCGCCUUCAGUAUCUCACCAACCAAAGUAUCAAAUGGGGGUUGUGAGUCCAAGAAUCAUGCAGGACCAUAGGUCAGGAGUUUUAAAUGCACCAGUAGCUUCUCCUGCUGCGCCAGAUAUGAUGCUUCAAUAUGCGGAUGCAAUGGGCUCUGGUGCUGCUUCUUUACAUGGUAAGAGAGAGAAUCAUGAUGGCCAAGCAUCUCCUCUCUCCAACUUGAAUAAGAGGGCAAGGUUUACACAUAUGAGUGCUGAUUCCAAUCAACAGCAACUUAUAGGCGGACAAAUAGAUGGCUCUCAUGCUCCAGAUUUGCACUGGAAGAGUUCUUUAUUACAGCAGCAUUCAACUCCCAGGGGAAUUGCAUAUGCUAAUACAAGCAUGCAAAAGUAUCCCCAACAGAUUUUUGAAGGGGGUCUGAACCAGGAAGCUGGAACAAUGCCAUUCACUGCAGGACAGCAAGGAAUAAAGUUUAACUUAAAGGAAGAGCCUGCUGAGAUAGAAAGAUUGGACAAAUUAGAGCCAGGAAGGACUAAAAAUGAGAUGCAGGUGGUGGAAUCGGAUAUGAACCUUAUGGAAUCCCAGCAGGCCCGACUAAAGCAGAGACUGCCUCAGCAGUUUAUGCGGUCUGGCUUUCAUCAGUCUCCCUGGAACACCGUUGGUCAGCCUCUUGAAAAUAGUCUCCGGAAAGAGGACCCAUAUCAGAACAGGAAAAUAGUGCAAAGUCCUCGUGUUUCUGCAGGAGGUUUGCCUCAAUCUCCUUUAUCGUCUAAGUCUGGAGAGUUUUCAAAUGGAUCUGUAGGAGCUCAAUAUGGUGCAGCUGUGACUAGUGGACUAAUACAAUCAAUGAAGGAGAAGCAAGCAGCUGGUGGAACAACAUCUAUGACUUCUAGCGCCAAUGAUUCCAUGCAGCGGCAACACCAGGCUCAAAUUGCUGCAAAGCGGAGAUCCAAUUCUGUCCCUAAGACCCCCAUGAUGAGUGGAGUUGGUUCUCCUGCCAGUGUCAGUACCAUGAGUCUUCCAAUAAAUGCAAGCAGUCCUCCUGUAGGAUCUACACAUUCAGCAGAUCAAACCGUGCUUGAAAGGUUCUCCAAAAUUGAAUCGCUGACAAAUAGGUUUCAACUUCAUCCCAAAAAGCCUAAGGUCGAGGAGUACUCUAGCAGGAAGCCGAAUUCCUUUCGUACUCAACAGCUGCUAAUUUGUCUUUCCAAUGAUUCAAACAAUGAGAAUGUUAAAGAUGAAUCUUGCAAAAUGUUGUCAAAAUCACUAGUAGGUGGCAGUACAAAUGUUUGCAAAAGAAGAAUCUUGAAUUUUCUGCAGACAGAACGCAUAAUUCAAGGAAAUGGUUUUUCAUAUGUUCCUAAGGUGCGGACUAGAAUGAUCAUGUCAGAAAAGCCAAAUGACGGCACUGUGGCAAUGUGUAUUGGAGAAAUAGAUGAGGUCGAUUACUCGACUGCAGAGGAUUACCUCCCAACGCUGCCGAAUACUCACUUUGCGGACUUGCUUGCUGCACAGUUUUGUUCACUGAUGGUACAUGAAGGAUACCAUGUGGAAGAUCAUGUCCAACCAAGACCAAUCAGCAUGAAUCGUUCUUCAAGUAAUCAAACUAACGUGCCAGGAAUGCCACCAAAUGGGGCAGUAGCUGAUCUGCAGCAAUACUCCGAAGGGGUCUCUGGUUUGUCCAAUGAGCUUGCAAGGCCGUCUAGCGGUAUUAAUUCAUCAGUAAAUUCACCCCAGAACAUGCAAGGACAGAGAAUACUGCCUUCUGGGAAUGCUCAAGCAUUACAGAUCUCUCAAGGACUUUCAAUGCCUUCUAGACCUCAACAAUCUGAUCAGUUAUCUCCUCUGCAGCAGCAACAACAGCAGCAGCAGCAGCAGCAGAAUCAACAUCCUCUGAUACAACAGCAACAUCCACAGUUACAAAGAUCCCAGCUAAUGCUUGCUUCGAACCCAAUGUCUCAACUAGUUGGCCAGAAUUCCAUGCAGCUGGGUAAUCAAAUGGCUAAUAAAUCAUCGGCAUUGCAACUUCAGCUAUUACAACAGCAGCAGCAACAGCAGCAGCAGCAGCAGCAACAACAACCAUUGCAGUCACAGCAUCCACAGAUGCAGAGGAAAAUGAUGAUGGGUGCCCUUGGUAAUGUAGGUAUGGGGAACAUUAGCAAUAACAUCGCUGCGCUUGGUGGCCUUGGUAAUGUUAUGGGCAUGGGAGGUGUAAGAGGAGUUGGUGGACCUGGAAUUUCAGCUCCAAUGGGAGCCAUCGCUGGCAUGGGCAAUAUGUCUCAAAACCCAAUAAAUCUGAGCAACGCAAUCAACCAGCAACUUCGUAAUGGUGCACUCACUCCACAACAAGCUAUGAUCAUGCAAUCCAAGCUGCGAAUGGCACAGAACCGACCAAAUAUGUUGGGGAGCCCACAGUCAAGUAUAGGUGGUAUUACGGGAAUGAGACAACAAAUGCAUCCAGGCUCUACCGGUCUUUCAGUGUUGAGCUCUCUGAACCGAGCUAAUAUUAAUCAAAUGCAGAGACCAGGAAUGGGUCCAAUGGGUCCACCAAAGCUAAUGGCUGGUAUGAAUCCUUACAUGAACCAGCAGCAGCAGCAGCAGCAGCUGCAGCAACAGAUGCAGUUACCACAGCAACAAAUGCAGCAGCAGCAGCAGCAACAUAUACAACAGCAGCAGCAAUUGCAGCAACAGCAGCAAGAGACAGCUUCGCCUUUACAGGCUGUAGUUUCACCUCCUCCAGUGGGCUCACCUUCAAAUCUGGCAAUGCCACAACAAAUGAAUCAAAAUUCCCAGCAGCCGCAGCAGCAGCAACAUCAACAGGCCAGUCCACAGCAGAUGAUGAGCCAACGAACUCCGCUCAGCCCACAGCUGAGUUCAGGGGCUAUACAUCCUAUGAGUACCGGUAAUCCAGAGGCAUGCCCAGCAAGCCCUCAGUUGAGUUCACAAACCAUGGGGUCAGUAGGUAGUAUAACCAAUUCUCCAAUGGAGCUACAAGGUGUGAACAAGAGUAAUUCCAUCAAUAAUGCCUAAUUGAGAUGGAAGCUUCAGCUCCUUUGAAACUGUAAGGUGUUGGUAUAUCACCCCUCCCAUGUCUAUGUAUAAAUCUGGUAAGGUGCCAUGAAGACGGAACAAAAAGGCGCCUCUGGCCAGUGCUUGUUGAACAGAUGUCUUUGAAGGUUGUGGAACAUGGAUUGUCUGGUUUGUUGAAUCCCAAAAAGGAAACCAAAAAGAACUUGGGACAUGGUUUGCAAAUUAUUCGUUCUUUUGCCUGGGAGAGUGAAGAGGCAGCUUUUAAUCUCCUGAGCAGGCUGAACAAACUCAUUCGCCGAUGUCGAUCUGUGAUAAGCUGGUAGAGCAACUAUUAUUCUAGGUUUAUUCAUAUGUUUUGGGUAUACUAUAUGAGAUGUCUAAUCCAAUUUGUCUAAAUAUGUUGUGAUCAAUCAUACUGUAGUUCAAUAUGAAAUUGAUAGCAGAAUAUAGCUGAAAUCAUAACUGGUGGUAUUAAAGGAUUUACUUCAGUCUUGCAUGAAGGCAGUGACAUAGUUGUAAUCCUCUUGGUUGAUAACGUGUAAAUGAGUACAAUGUUUAUGUGUAUAUAUUCUUACUUUCCUGCUAAAAGAAUCAGAGUAGUUGGAUCAGAAUGUAAA
This is a messenger RNA of Lycium ferocissimum, 4721 nucleotides long. RefSeq names its product protein PHYTOCHROME-DEPENDENT LATE-FLOWERING. The record is from RefSeq and is a predicted model, not a curated record. The transcript has 12 exons. Gene Ontology annotation, molecular function: transcription coregulator activity. Gene Ontology annotation, biological process: regulation of transcription by RNA polymerase II. Gene Ontology annotation, cellular component: SAGA complex. The coding region runs from base 139 to 4104 and encodes 1321 amino acids. NCBI's taxonomy places the organism in Eukaryota, Viridiplantae, Streptophyta, Magnoliopsida, Solanales, Solanaceae.